AUGUUUCGAUUUUUAAGCAAAUUUAACUUUAAGUAAUUAACCAAAUCUUAGGCUGACUUUUAUCAUGCCAACGGCUACCUUGUACUUCCAAAUAUUGUCAGUCAUCAAGAGAUUGAUAAAUUGCUGAAAAGAACAAAUGAAUUAGUUGAAGAUGCUGAUCUAAUAAAUAAUCAAGUAUUUUUUACUCAUAUUCUAGAUGUUUUUUGAUACUAAAAAUGCUCCAAGGGGCAUGAGCUUUUUAGACACUGCCUCUAGAACAGGAUAUUUAUUAGAAAUGGGGAUGAUUGAUGAAAAAGGAUAAUUGAAGGUUAAAGAUAAAAAGCUUGCUCUCAAUAAAAUAGGACAUGCUAUGCAUGAUCUUGAUCCAGUAUUUGAGAGGUUUUCCUACAAUAGCAUUUUCAAAGCUAUUCUUUAAGGAGUUGGAUACAUUGAUCCAAUACUUGCUCAGACAAUGGUAAUAUUUAAAAACUAGAAAUUUGGCACACCCGUAGAUAUGCAUACCGAUAAUACUUACAUCAUUAGUGAACCAAAACUAUCAUGUAUAGGAAUAUGGAUAGCACUUGAAGAUGCAACAAGAAAUAAUGGAUGUAUGUUUGCCUUUCCAAAGUCCCAUUUGACACCGACAACUUAUUUCAAUAUCUUAGAUGAAACUAGAAAAAACACAAUAAUGAUUGGAAAAAAUCCAGAAUAUACUAAACACUUCGAUCCUGCAAAAGCAGAAUGCCUAGAAGUCACCAAAGGGUCAGUUAUCUUGCUUCAUGGGGAUCUUGUGCAUUUUUCUGGACAUAAUCAUUCAUCUUAAUCAAGACACGCAUAUACGCUUCAUUUGAUUGAAGGACAUAACAAUCAUUGGAGUAAAAAAGCUUGGCUUCAGAGAGUUCCUGAAUUACCAUUUAAAAAAUACUAUCAAAGAGUUUCAGAGAUUGAUACAUUUUGAUUUAAUAUAGAUCAC
Messenger RNA from Paramecium octaurelia, 952 nucleotides. NCBI's taxonomy places the organism in Eukaryota, Ciliophora, Oligohymenophorea, Peniculida, Parameciidae. The record is from the annotation of a GenBank genome assembly.